GUUCGUUCUUGAGAUAUAAGAGGGUACAUGUAUGUGCAAAAAUCCCGUUUCUUUACUUAUCGAACGGACGCAGAGAUGGAGUAUUCGGCAGACGAUAUCGCAGUGGUCACGAAUCUGCAGCUAUUGGCGUACCUAUACAUGUCGAUGGCAACGUUCUAGACCUAUGAUUAUGUUUGUUCAGUUCGUGUAGAGUGGAAAUUCCUCCGUCGGUCGCGCUGGACCAAAGUAAAAGUCCUUUAUGUCGUUACACGAUAUGUCCCCUUUUUUCUUAUCGCCAUGAACCUCUUUAUAAAUUUCACAACGAACGACUCGGAGAGCCCCAAUAAAUGCGGGACAAUGAUAUUUAUUUAUUCAGGUUUCUUCCAGAUGUCAAUCACUUGCUCUGAAUCCUUUUUUGUGCUCAGAACGUAUGCACUCUGGAACAACAAUAAAGUCAUCCUUGUAGCCAUGCUGUCCGCCCUCCUUGCCGUUGUCUUAACUUCCAUCGGCAGUCGUUUUACGACUAUUGCCUCCUCAUAUGUUACGAUUAGCAUGAUUCCAGGCAUCACAGGUUGCUAUUGGAGCUCGCACAGUGUCCAAUUCUUGUCGUUUGUUCUUUUGUUUGUGUUUCAACUAGGACUGAUCUCCCUCACACUCAUACGUGUCAUACAGAGCUGGCGGACAACUAACGGCCAUCUGCAUGACGUCCUGGUGAAACACAACAUAUUCUACUAUGCAUGCGUGAUGAUUAUUGGUCCGAAAGUUUUCUCGGGCAUGAACGCCCUCGUGCCAAUGCUGGUUUCCAAUUCUGUAUACUAUACCAUCCUCGAAGAUUUUCAGGCCUUUAUCCUUGCGACCCUUGCCACGCGCAUGCACCUCCAUCUCUGGCAUAUCGACCGGCAAGUGCACGGCUCUGACGCCCUCAUAUAUGUGUCUAUGUCCAGCAUGUCACCUGCAGACCUUACGGUGUGAUCGUUCUGUCCAAUAGAAGCUCUGUCCUAAGCUCCCUGUCCUCUCCAUCGUAAGCUCAGCGCUUACUCUUUGACUUGACGUUUCUUUGCUCUCGAACUAUCAUAAUCCUGUAUGUAUUCAUCAGAGUCAGUACAGCGUCUUGUUCCAUUUCAUUGAUCCUUCGUGUAACCCAAAAUUCAAUGAUUCGAG
Suillus subalutaceus is the source of this 1140-nucleotide messenger RNA. RefSeq lists its product as uncharacterized. The transcript has 15 exons. The coding region runs from base 277 to 951 and encodes 224 amino acids. The record is from RefSeq and is a predicted model, not a curated record. NCBI's taxonomy places the organism in Eukaryota, Fungi, Basidiomycota, Agaricomycetes, Boletales, Suillaceae.